AUGCUCGGCGACCGCUUCAUCCACCCUCUUGCCGACCGGGAACUCCAUCCCCGCGUCAUCGUCCAGCUGGACAGCCUGCCCGGGCUGCUCGCUGAAGAUGACGAGGAUGCCCCCGCGUUCGACCUGCUCGUUCUGGACGAAUGCGACCCCGUGGUGGUCAACAAGCAUGCCCCCGAGAGGCCCCUCGAGUUUGAAUUCCUUCACGGCAAGAACGAAGGGCUUGACAAGUGGGAGGGGGCAAUUUUUGAGGCACUCGGGGCUGGGCGCAACGUCUUUGUCGUGAGCAUGUCCUCAGAAAAAGCGCGAGAGUUGGGGGCGGCGGUCUUGAAGAAGAGUCUUGUCGCGGAUGACCAGAUCCUGAUCAUCACCCGGCACUCGGACGGUGAAGUCAAACGAGGGCUGCAGGACGUGAAUACGCAGUGGCGGAAGCAGCUUGUGAUCAUCAGCCCCACUGUUGAAGCAGGCGUGGAUUUCAAUCAGGACUGGUUUCAUCAGAUGUUCAUGUACAUCUGCCAGAAGAGUACGCACCCGCGGGGCCUCGAUCAGAUGAAGGGGCGUGUACGAAAGUUGGAAGAUCAACGAGUCAUGUGUUAUGUUCAGGAGGGCAUCUGGCUGCCCAUCGUACCAAGGCCCUUGGAGGGCGGGUCCAUGACGAAGAGGAGCAAGUCGGGUAGGAAGGCAAGGUUGGGGCUCGAAGAGACCUAUCAGUGGUUUCUCAACCAAAAUCGGAGGGGCGGGCUGAACUGUGUGCAUCCGACAACCCGUCUUCUCACUCACAAUGAAAAGGAGAUCUUCAACGGACAAACGCAUUUCUACGAGGAGUUCACGGACUUGCUGCAGGAGGACGGCCACAUUGUCAAGGACGUCUGCGAUGAGGAGUUGGUUGACGAAGAGGCGGUCGAAGAGAAUCCGGGCUCUUCGGAAGAAAGGGAGCGUGGGGCCAAGUAUCUUCUGGAAGAGAUGAUCUGCGCCCCUAACAUCGCGCCAGCGGAGUUCGCUGACAUCGAAGCGCGGACUCGAAUGUACCAGAACCGGGAAGGGGAGUCGGUGCAGAUGGAGAAGUUUCUGCUGGCACGGUUCUACGACGUGCCAUUCCUCAGCGAGGAAUUCUUGCGGACCUUUGGGCCGAAGCCAAUCCAAGCACUCGACUUCCUGGAGCAAGUAAUCGAUGAAGACUUCAAGUACGACAGAAAUGAGAUUGGGCGGCAUAUGUAUCCUCCUCAGAUGGCAGCCAUGGCGAGAGAGCUCUUGGCGGUCAUGGGUUUCGAGCACGCGCUUGAUUCUGCUCACGAAACCGAUACUCUUAGCACGCUCAGGUCGCGUCUGGCCGGAACCGCCUUCUUCCGGGACUACUCAGAGAACGUCAAAUUGUUCCAUGCUCGAGCAGCUAGCAUCUCUGACGUGCUGGCAUCCCAGAAGACAGCCACAAUUGCUCUAAACCACGUCUUUUCGACGUUAGGAUUGCGCUUGGAGGCAAAGAAGUUUGGCAGAAAGGAGGUGGGGGAUGUGAAGGGUUCAAAGAACGGAAAGCGGAAACGGCUCUACCGAUAUGGAGGGCCCCUGGGGGUAGACCUGAUGGCUCAGUUAUUGAAGCUCCGUUUGGAGGCUUCAGAGGCUCUCAAGAACAGGAUCCCGGUGGUCCUGCGGGAGUAUGUGGAGCGGCUCUCGUUUGAGUGGCCGGAACUUGUCCAGCAUAAGAGGUGCGGUAUCACCGUAGGUCCAAGAGAGGAGGAUGAAGAGUAG
This is a messenger RNA of Klebsormidium nitens, 1743 nucleotides long. NCBI's taxonomy places the organism in Eukaryota, Viridiplantae, Streptophyta, Klebsormidiophyceae, Klebsormidiales, Klebsormidiaceae. The record is from the annotation of a GenBank genome assembly.